GAUGCGGUGUCCGGCGCUGCGGGCCCUGCUGCGGGCUCUGCUCCGGUGCUGGCUGGGCCGAGCGCCGCCGCUGCCCCGAGCCCGGCCCUCGCUGCGCGGCCGCACUGCCAUCGUCACCGGGGGGAGCGGAGGCAUCGGCGAGGCCACGGCGCUGGAGCUGGCUCGCUGCGGGGCACGGGUCGUGCUGGCGACACGGAGCAAACAGCGCGGGGAGGCUGCGGCACACCGCAUCCGAACGGAGACAGGGAAUCCAGAUGUGCGGUUCAUGCACCUGGACCUGGCCAGCCUGCGCUCAGUGCGAGCCUUCGCCAGCGCCUUCCUGCGUGAAGAGCCUCACCUGCACCUCCUCAUCAACAACGCUGGAGUGAGCGCCGGGGGCACGACGGAGGACGGCUUCAGCCUGACCUUCCAGGUGAACCACCUGGGGCACUUCCUGCUGACGGAGCUGCUGCUGGCGCGGCUGCAGAGCUGCUCACCCAGCCGCGUGGUCAUCGUGGCCUCCAGCGCCCACCGCGCCGCCCGCCUGCGCCUCCAUGCCCUGGGGAGCCCAUCCCCGGGGCCUCUGGGCCCCUUCCAGGACUACUGUGACAGCAAACUGGCCAACGUGCUGCAUGCCCGUGAGCUGGCCGCGCGCCUGCGGGGCACCGGGGUCACCUGCUAUGCUGCACACCCAGGGUUUGUGGCCACGGGGCUGUUCCGGCACGCUCCGCUCUGGCUGAAGCCGCUCCUGGUGCCGCUGGCCUGGCUCUGGUUCCGCAGCGCGGCCGAGGGGGCACAGACACCUCUGCACUGUGCCCUGCACCGCGGCCUCGAGCCCCUCAGCGGCUGCUACUUCAGUGACUGUGCCCCACAGGAGCCCUGCCCGCCCGGUGCCGAUGAGCGCCUGGCACGGGCGCUGCGGGAGGGCAGCCGGCGCCUGCUGGGGCUGUGUGGGGAUGGGGACCAUGACAGACACUCGCAUGGCACUGCCACAGCUCAGCACUGAAUGUGACCAUGGUGAAUGGAGCUGCCUCCGGUAA
Melopsittacus undulatus (budgerigar) is the source of this 1019-nucleotide messenger RNA. RefSeq names its product dehydrogenase/reductase 13 (gene DHRS13). NCBI's taxonomy places the organism in Eukaryota, Metazoa, Chordata, Aves, Psittaciformes, Psittaculidae. Bases 2 to 985 code for a protein of 327 amino acids. The transcript has 5 exons. The record is from RefSeq and is a predicted model, not a curated record.